CGGCUUUCACCUGGGCCCCCCCGAUUACGAAGGAUUCCCCUUUGGUGCCGUCGACCGUCCGUGUGUGUACUUACGCGAGUUGAUUCUGCGGCCUUUUACGCGUCUCGACUGUCUCUCUGAACGAGCCGUGUGUGUAUUUAUGUGUGUGUUCGCGUACACACGAAAGAAAAAAAAAGAAAAAAAAAAGAUAUCACACGGGGGUUACGUGGCUGGUUGAUCGGUGAUCGACCCAAACAGAUCAUGGUCCUGUGGAUGGUGACUCGUGUUGUCUUCCUUUAAGGAGACCUAUCCUGUUUCCAUGCUAGGAGCUAAGGAGCAAGAAGGAUUUGUGAGCGGAGCAAGACUUCCGAAAACGUUAUCGUCGAUCCAGGAAGUGUGCCUUUGAUUUUCCCUGAGAUCCUCACGUCUCUUGGUCGGUUUCUGGUUGGCUGGUGGACGAUUCACUCUUUCGUCCCAGCAGAAUGGCCAAAAAUCAGCAACCGAAUGGAAUGAUACCGGUCGCUGGCGCGGACGACUUCUCGGACGGCGAGAGUACCCCAUUGACUCAGGACUAUGGCGAAAGUCAAAGAACCGUCGUGGAAACGAAAGGAUGGGACGUGUUCCGGAAUCCGCCGCCGAAAAUCGAUUCCGGAUCGAUGGCGAAUCAAAGAUGCCUCGAAGUGACGGUACAAGUGACGAAGGUGAUCGUUUACCUGUUAGUUUUUGUGAUAGUGCUGGGGAGCGGUGUAGUUGCCAAAGGAACGAUUUUAUUCAUGACGUCGCAGCUCAGAGCUGAUCGAGCGAUUGUCUAUUGCAAUGUAGCGUUAGGCCGGGACAAACAAUUUGUAGCUUCGUUACCGGAAGAGGAAAGGAUAGCGUGGAUCUGGUGCAUCAUAAUCGCGUUCGCGGUGCCAGAAUUCGGCACGAUGAUCCGCAGCAUCCGAAUAUGUAUCUUCAAAUCGUGGAAGAAACCGCCUGCUUCACAUUUCCUUCUCGUUUUUCUCAUGGAGAGCUUCCACGUGGUCGGUCUAGCACUGAUGUUUAUGGCAGUGCUUCCUGAUUUGGACGUCGUCAAAGGCGCGAUGCUGACCAACUGCGUGUGCUUCGUGCCGGGACUGCUAGGGCUUCUCUCCCGCAACAAAAACAAAGACGAAUCGAAGAGAUUUGUCCUGGUGCUGAUCGAUAUUGCCGCGUUGGCCGCCCAAGGAACAAGUUUCUUCCUUUGGCCAUUAUUGGACAGCUCCCGGCCGUCUUUGUGGCUCAUACCGCCGGCGUUGUUCCUGGUCUCGUGCGGAUGGUGGGAAAAUUAUGUUUCGAUGCAAAGCCCGAUCGGUUUUGUGCGGUCGCUGGGACGGGUGAAAAAGGAACUGAGGGUGACGCGUUACUUCACCUACAUGUUCAUAUCCAUUUGGAAGAUUCUGGCGUUCUUCAUCAGCACUCUAUUGAUACUUCACAUGAAGGGAGAGACCGUGGGACAUUUGUUCUCGAUGCUGAGCAGCGCCUUCAGUAAUCAUAUGAUCGCUGUGUCGGAAGUUCGACCCCAGUCAUCCAGCAGAAUCACGGAUAUCGCCGAUUUGUUGGAAAUCGGCGAGAAGAGACUAAUACCCGCGGACGUGACCACUCCGAUUUACGUUCUGCUGUUGCAAAUAUUCGGCGCCUAUUUCGCGUAUAUUUUCGGUAAAUUCGCCUGCAAGAUUCUGAUACAAGGAUUCAGUUACGCGUUCCCUGUGAAUCUAACGAUACCGGUAUCGAUCUCAUUGCUGAUCGCCGCUUGUGGUUUACGAAACGGUGAUCCAUGCAUCUUUUACGGAACGAUUCCGAAUUAUCUGUUCUACGAGUCGCCGCCAUUGUAUUUUUUGAACGAUUUCGUGUCGAAACAAUACGCUUGGGUAUGGCUGCUCUGGUUGCUGUCCCAGACCUGGAUCACGUUGCACGUUUGGACACCGAAAUGCGAACGUCUGGCCGCUACGGAGAAGCUUUUCGUGAUGCCUAUGUACGACUCCUUGCUGAUCGAUCAAUCGAUGGGCUUGAAUCGGAAACGGGACGAUCAACCGGAAGUGAAAGUCGAGGAUUUGGCGGAGAUAGAGAAAGAAAAAGGGGAUGGAGAUUACGAGACCAUAUACGAGCAAACUGACGGCUCAACGACACCACCCUCGGCCGUAAAGAGCAGCGAUCACGUAACUAGGAUCUAUGCCUGCGCGACGAUGUGGCAUGAGAACAAGGAGGAGAUGAUCGAGUUCUUAAAGAGUAUCCUGCGUCUGGACGAGGAUCAAUGCGCGAGACGUGUCGCCCAAAAAUAUUUGAAGGUUGUCGAUCCGGACUACUAUGAAUUCGAGACGCAUAUAUUCUUCGACGACGCGUUCGAAUUGUCGGACCACGAUGAAAACGAGUCACAGGUGAACAGAUUCGUGAAGCUGUUGGUGGGCACAUUGGACGAAGCUGCAUCGGAUGUUCAUCAGACAAGGAUGCACGUGAGGGCGCCGAAGAAGUAUCCGACACCGUACGGAGGUCGAUUGGUCUGGACGCUGCCUGGAAAAACGAAGAUGAUUGCCCAUUUGAAAGACAAGAGCAAGAUCCGUCACAGGAAACGUUGGAGUCAGGUGAUGUACAUGUAUUAUUUGCUGGGACAUCGACUGAUGGAGUUGCCAAUUAGCGUGGACCGCAAAGAAAUUAUCGCUGAGAACACUUAUCUACUGACCCUGGACGGUGACAUCGAUUUCCAGCCGGCUGCCGUGAAAUUGCUCGUGGACUUGAUGAAGAAGAAUAAAAAUCUCGGCGCUGCUUGCGGUCGUAUUCAUCCAGUUGGCUCGGGUCCCAUGGUCUGGUACCAGAUGUUCGAGUACGCUAUCGGUCACUGGCUGCAAAAAGCGACCGAGCACAUGAUCGGUUGUGUACUUUGUAGUCCUGGUUGUUUCUCGUUGUUCAGAGGAAAAGCUCUGAUGGAUGAUAACGUGAUGAAGAAGUACACCACCAGAUCCGACGAGGCAAGACAUUACGUACAGUACGAUCAGGGCGAGGAUCGAUGGCUUUGUACGCUGCUAUUGCAACGGGGUUACAGGGUUGAAUAUUCCGCGGCCAGUGACGCUUACACUCACGCACCGGAAGGUUUCAACGAAUUUUACAAUCAACGUCGUCGAUGGGUGCCUUCCACCAUCGCAAAUAUCAUGGAUCUUCUAAUGGACGCGAAAAAAACUAUCAAAAUUAACGACAACAUAUCUCUUCCCUACAUUUCUUACCAGAUUCUGCUCAUGGGUGGUACAAUUUUAGGACCAGGCACGAUUUUCCUUAUGUUAGUGGGUGCCUUCGUGGCUGCUUUCAAGAUCGACAACUGGACCAGUUUCUAUUACAACAUUAUUCCUAUUCUGCUUUUUAUGCUUGUUUGUUUCACGUGUAAAGCAAACAUUCAGCUUCUGUGCGCGCAGAUAUUGUCGACAGGGUACGCGAUGAUAAUGAUGGCGGUGAUCGUAGGUACAGCCCUCCAGCUCGGUGAGGACGGUAUCGGAUCACCCUCGGCCAUAUUUUUGAUAUCCUUAUCCAGUUCCUUCUUUAUAGCAGCCUGUUUGCAUCCCCAAGAGUUCUGGUGCAUCGUGCCCGGGAUCAUUUAUCUCCUCUCGAUCCCCUCCAUGUAUCUACUUCUGAUCCUUUACUCCAUUAUCAAUUUGAACGUCGUCUCAUGGGGGACCCGCGAGGUUCAAGUGAAAAAGACGAAAAAGGAACUUGAACAAGAGAAAAAGGAGGCGGAAGAGGCGAAACGAAAAGCGAAACAAAAAUCUUUGCUAGGGUUCCUCCAAAAUGGCGUCGGCUCGAACGAUGAUGAAGAAGGAUCGAUUGAAGUCUCUUUGGCGGGUCUUUUUAAGUGUAUGUUCUGUACACACGGUCAGACAUCUAACGAGAAACAGCAGUUGGUCGCGAUAGCUGAAUCGUUGGAACAUCUCGGAAAACGUUUGGAUGGCAUCGAAAGGGCUGUGGAUCCCCAUGGACACGCGAGUUCGAGCCGUAAACGGGCUUCAUCCGUGGGUUCUCGAACCGCCGAUCAUCUUGGCGCCAUCGGCGAGGAUCCAGCGGAGGAUCGGGAAUGCCAAAGCGACACUGAAACUGUAACCAGUGAGAAUACGGAAGGGAAUCGGGAGGGCAGCAACUUUCACAGCCGACCGUACUGGUUGACCGACGAGGGGUUGAAAAAGGGUGAAAUCGACGUGCUGUCGCUCCAAGAGGAACAGUUCUGGAAGGAUCUCCUGGAAAAGUAUCUGUAUCCCAUCGACGAGGACAAAGCGGAAAAGGCACGAAUCGCCAAAGAUCUAAAGGACCUACGUGACCAGAGUGUGUUCGCGUUUUUUAUGCUGAAUGCCCUCUUCGUCCUGAUCGUCUUUCUGCUGCAAUUAAACAAAGACUUGUUGCACGUGAAGUGGCCGUUCGGUAUCAAGACCAACAUCACUUAUGACGAAAGCUCGCAGGAGGUACAUAUCACAAAGGAAUACCUUCAGCUCGAGCCAAUCGGCUUGGUGUUCGUAUUCUUCUUCGCGCUGAUAUUGGUCAUUCAAUUCACCGCGAUGUUGUUCCAUCGAUUUGGCACGUUCGCCCAUAUUCUGGCCAGCACCAGCCUGGACUGGUACUGUUGCAAAAAGACCAAGGAUCUGUCGGAGGAAGCGUUGCUGUCGAAACACGCGGUGGAGAUAGUGAGGGAUUUGCAACGGUUAGACGGAAUGGAGGGUGAUUACGAGGAGGGCAGCGGCAGCGGGCCCGGCCGAAGAAAGACAAUAAGAAACCUCGAAAAGAGUCGUAGAAAAACCCAGGCAAUCAAUACACUCGACGUCGCUUUCAGACAGCGAUUCUUCAGCAUGUCUGAUGGGAACGGUAAGGCAAAAAAUUCGUAUGAUGAUCUUUUGAUUUCAAGACGAAUUCGACGUUCCGCGAAGGCCUUCAAGGCUUUUGAAGGUCGCAGGAAUAGCAUAAUGGCAAUGAGACGGAAGUCCCAGAUGCAAACACUCGGGGCUAACAACAUCUACGGGGUGGCCGGAAAUCCUCUGGGUAUUCAAGGUCGUCCCUCGAGGAGCAGUCAGAUCUCCGUGAAGGACGUUUUCGAGGGUCACGCCGCCGGACACGCGAACACCGCGUACGAACCGGACGAGAAUAGCGGGAGCAGUCUACGACUUCACAAUUUAGGUCAGAGCACGUGGAGAGAGGCCAACACCAACAUCUGACGCGAGACCACCACGUGAAUGUGGAUUGUGACGAUGGCCAGCUUCAUUGUGCAGUGUGAACCGAAUGGGAGGAAGUUGAUGGCUAUAGUUUGCACAG
Molecule: messenger RNA, 5277 nt
Organism: Dufourea novaeangliae
Lineage: Eukaryota; Metazoa; Arthropoda; Insecta; Hymenoptera; Halictidae
Gene: kkv
Exons: 22
Coding region: 462-5180 (1572 amino acids)
Cellular component (GO): cell periphery; cell septum
Molecular function (GO): chitin synthase activity
Source: RefSeq, a predicted model, not a curated record